Molecule: messenger RNA, 2124 nt
Organism: Leishmania braziliensis MHOM/BR/75/M2904
Lineage: Eukaryota; Euglenozoa; Kinetoplastea; Trypanosomatida; Trypanosomatidae
Exons: 1
Coding region: 1-2124 (707 amino acids)
Source: RefSeq, a predicted model, not a curated record
AUGCAUGCAUCAUGUCCGCUCGUCUGGAUUCCGCAUCAUCUUCCCGCCCUCAAGGCUUUCGGCCAGGCGCCUGUGCCACACCACAUUUCUACGCCUUGCGCGCUCCUGCGAAUACACCAGCGCUCGGCAUCCGAGUCGGGUCGUGCGCAGCAUCCAUGUACCGACACCGCCGCGGCAGUGGUCGUGGCAGAGUGGCCUUCAUGUCCAGGGCACAUAGCAACACCUUCAGGCAGUGAUAAUGAUUGCUUCUUUCUCUGUCACUGUGGCAGAGGCCCAGGCGUCAGUUCCGCAGCGCCUCCAUCGAACGUCACGUGCUGUACUCACUGGGUGGUGCUGAAAAUGCACAGGGUGUUGCACACAGCUCGCGCAGCUAGGGUCAAAAUCUACCCAAGCGGUGAUGGUAGCUGCCAGCAGUGGAUGGGUUGGCGUCUACGACUGGGCACCGUCUUGUACGCCUCUGACUGGCAGUUUCUCGUUUCUCAGCAGGAGCGAAAGACGGCAACGGUGGAAAGCUGCUUGGAUAUCGAUAUCACCGGCGUGAAAAACGAGCAAACCGCAACGGCAGAUAUGGAGGCACUCAGCACGUUCUUUCCAGCGCUGCACCACGGUCGCUACUACCCUACAGCACAGGCCUUUGUGUAUCACUGUCGGCACAGCGACGAGCACCUUGUAUGGUGUGAAAAAGACCCCCUUGUAUCGGUAGUGUGGGAGGGAGCGGAGGGGGGGAAAACAGAAGCGGCGACACAACAUGACGCGGGCUCACCCAUAGUCAAGGAGUGCGACAAGGCUGCUGCGGGAUACACCUCUGUGGUUGCGCCAACGAACGCGCAGGAGUGUCAGUCGCGCAUGGGUGAAAGCCGCAAGCGCCGGCGUUACUGGCUGUCACAGCUCAGACGCGAAUGCCCUAGUACGCGAGCUCGCCGCAACGCGGUGCCGUCAUGUAUGCACCGCUCAUCGGCCGAAGCGGCCACUUUUUCUGCCUCGGCUAGCACAGCAGCCGUCACCAGCACCACGGCGCUAGACUCGAUCUGUUGCGCGUACCUUCUCACGUUGAAGCAUCCCCACAACUGCCUCUCCGAAAGCGGCGAAAGGUUAGUGCCCACGACUGCCGCGGCGCCAGCAAACGUUCAGGAGCAGUGCAGUAAAUCGCUACAUGUGUCGCAAUCACCGCUGCGCAGCUCGAGCGAGGACAUCGAAGAGCUACUACAGUCGUCGUCUUAUGCGAGCUGGUACCUUGCCCUGCUCCCGGCGUGCCGAUCCGCUCUCCUUGUACCACAUGGCACGGGAGCGGCGGCGACGAUGUCGGUGGGGGGUGCGGAGAAGGCCAGCCAUAAUGACACACGCCGCCGCGCUCUGCAAGAGGUAUUUCUGCAUGGCAUCACCGCCUCUCUGGCACUGUGGCUUUGCAAGCGUAGCAGCGGCGCCUUUGGCUCCAUCGAGGCGUGUGCGCUGCAGCAAUGUGAGCUCUCUCCAGCUCUCUUCACAGCAUCCACAGGUGAUGCCACCAUACUCGUCGCAGCGCUGCUGCGGGACUGGUGGAAUCGGCUCAGCCAGGAGGCGACUCAGUACUUCUCUUUGUCUGCGACAGCCGCACAAGGAGGCUCGCAGCAACGAUGGAACCGUUGCUGCAUCGCCCACCAGGUGUGGACGAGCCUGCAGACGUGGGACUGUGUUAGCAACGUGCGUCCCGCUCCAGACGUGGCACCUCCACCCGCACCGCUGAAGCACCUGUGUGUGGCCUGUGCAAUUGCUGUGACAAGCAUUCAGCGCAGCCACGAGCAGGUUCUAUGGUGGAAUAUGCCUGGACCAGCAAUGGAACCAAGCCGUGAGUAUGCUGACAAGGCGGCCGACUGUGAUGCAUCAGCUGGAACCUGGGCAACUCAAAGCGCUGCUAACGGUGGUGCUGCUGAAACCACUGGUCGAUCGCCAAGCAUCGAUGGCGUCGCGCCAAAUAUGCUGUACACCCCCGCAUCGUGUCGACUUGCUCGCAUGUCAGCCAACGAAAGCCGCCGCUGGUGCGACGAUUACCGCGCAUGUAUGGACCUAGUUCUGCAGCUUCUCUUUGCCGAGCAGGAACAGCAACUUCAUCGAGUGCCACAAGCAUACAGAGAGGGAUGGGGGUGA